Colletotrichum phormii is the source of this 1770-nucleotide messenger RNA. Its product is annotated as glycoside hydrolase superfamily. Lineage: Eukaryota; Fungi; Ascomycota; Sordariomycetes; Glomerellales; Glomerellaceae. Gene Ontology annotation, biological process: cell wall organization. The record is from RefSeq and is a predicted model, not a curated record. Gene Ontology annotation, cellular component: cell surface; extracellular region; fungal-type cell wall. The transcript has 2 exons. Gene Ontology annotation, molecular function: glucan endo-1,3-beta-D-glucosidase activity. The coding region runs from base 1 to 1770 and encodes 589 amino acids.
AUGAAGGGCUCCAUCCUCGCAGUCGCAGCCGCGACCGUCACCGGUGUCACCGCCGUUGCUCACCGUCACGCCCACGCCGACCUCUUCAAGAGAGGCGCUGACCAGGCCUCCGUCUGUGUUCCCGGCUGCACCACCAUCUACACCACCAUCUACGGCGAGGCUACGCUGGUUCCUAACCCCCCCAGCAAGCCCAGCAGCAAAUCCGUCGCCAGUGCCCUUCCCUCGGCGCCUGCGCCUGCGACCACCAAGCCCGCGGAGAAGCCCACGUCCACCGCGAAGCCCGUGGUGCCCGUCCCUACUCCGGUCCCUGAGCUCUGCCCUACCCCGGGUACCUACACCUUCCCGGCCACGACCAUCACCGUGAACCAGACCACCACCGUCUGCGCUCCCGAGACCACAAAGGUCCCUGCCGGUGUUCACACAAUCGGUGGUGUCACCACCGUUGUUGUCAAUGCCACCACCGUCGUCUGCCCGUACGCCACCGAGAAGACCAAGGAUGGUGUUGUCACCAGCGUCGUCGAGACCACCACCUACGUCUGCCCCACUCCUGGCACUUACACGAUCGCUCCCACCACCACGACUGUGACCGCCCCGGCCACCUGCGUCUACCCCGUCGUCACCGAGAUCGUCCCCGGUACCUACGUCCGCCCUCCCGUCGUGACCACCAUCACCGAGACCAGCGUCGUCGUUGUCUGCCCCUUCACCAGCCAGAACCCUGAGCCCACCAGCUCGGUCGUUGUCCCUGCUCCUUCCAGCCCGGCUCCCGCGCCCACCACUGAGGCCCCCAAGCCUGCGCCUACCACCGAGGCUGCCAAGCCCACCACUCCGGCUCCUGCUCCCGUCCCCACGACCUCCGCCGUUGCGACCCCCGAGCCCGUUCCCACCUCGGCCAAGACCUCCUCUGCUGCCGCUCCCUCCUCCUCUGCCCCCGCCACCGGUGGCCUCGGAGGCGACAAGGGUGACCACUGGGCCAUCACCUACACUCCCUUCACUGAGGAUGCCUCUGGAUCCUGCAAGAACGCCGACCAGGUCGAUGCCGAUAUCUCCGUCAUCAAGAACUCUGGCUUCCGCACCGUCCGUGUCUACUCCACCGACUGCAGCACCCUCGAGAACGUCGGUGCCGCAUGCAAGAAGUACGGUCUCCAGAUGAUCAUUGGUAUCUUCGUCAAGGAGUCUUGCGACCCCAACUCCGCCGACAUCAAGAACCAGGUUGACGCCAUUACCGCCUGGAAGCAGUGGGGCAUGGUCGAGCUCGUCGUCAUCGGUAACGAGUGCAUCUUCCAGGGCCGCUGCUCCGCCAGCUCCCUGAAGCAGCUCAUCGUCUCCGCCAAGGCCUCCAUCACCGCCGCUGGCUACACUGGUCCCUACACCACCGCCGAGACCGUCGGCGUCUGGCAGCAGUCUGAUGUCAUCUCCGAGAUCUGCGACGUCAUCGACAUUGUCGGAGGUCAGAUCCACCCCUACUUCAACGCUGAGACCGCCGCCGGCGACGCCGGUACUUUCGUCAAGGGCCAGAUUGACCUCCUCGAGAGCUCCCAGAUCUGCGGCACCAAGCCCGCCUACAACCUCGAGUGCGGAUGGCCCUCCGGCGGUAACUGCAACGGUAAGGCCUGCCCCGGUACCGCCGAGCAGACCACCGCCAUUGCCGCCAUCAAGAAGCUCGCCGGUGAUAAGACUGUCUUCUUCUCUUUCCGCAACGACGAGUGGAAGGACCCCGGCUCCUGCGGUUGCGAGCGCACCUGGGGCUGCGGUGAUCUCUUCUCCUUUUAA